Messenger RNA from Lentinula edodes (shiitake mushroom), 833 nucleotides. RefSeq lists its product as uncharacterized. The transcript is spliced from 3 exons. Lineage: Eukaryota; Fungi; Basidiomycota; Agaricomycetes; Agaricales; Omphalotaceae. The record is from RefSeq and is a predicted model, not a curated record. The coding region runs from base 110 to 406 and encodes 98 amino acids.
GAAGUGUACCAAGAAGGAAUCGUCGUCUUCAGUGGUUAGAAAUUUGGGACCUGCCCUCAACGACGCCACACACGCGACAUAAUGAAAUCAUUUAUCUUUUGUAGAGUAAAUGACUUCCAAGAAAGAAAGUAAAUCUUUUGCACUUCCGGACGUUCUCCGUGACCUUGCGCUUCUUCGUGUCUCUCAAGUUCGACUGGAUUCCCUUGUGCCUACAUUCCCCAUAUCUCCUUCUCGUAACGCAGAGCUCGAUUCUGACUUGGAAAAGUCCUAUCAGUUUACCAAAGAGGCACGAGCGGCAAUCCGGCUACGAAACGCUGGAAAGGUUGAAGACGAAGCCGGUAGGCUGGAAGCUGUAAGGAGCGGUCUGGAGGAAUUUGUAAAGGGUAUUGAGGAUGGCAGAGUGUGAAUUUGAAGCACGGCAACUGUGGAAUAUUUUUCAAUGAAUAUCAUGGUCGUCUAGUCUCUGGAUUCGGACGUGUACGAUACUGUAUCUUGAUAUCUGCGGCAGAGCUCGUAGCCAUUCAGCGCCCCUCCCGCGCAGCUCAGCCUAGAGUCUGUUUCUCGGACUUAUGUUAACGAAGCUGCAGACGCAUAUCACAGUGGCAUAGCCAUACGCACAAAGCCAGCGGACAUCAACCUACAUCAACCCGCUUUAAGGCAGUGUUACUUCCUGUCAUUUCUCAAGAGCUUAGAGGAUUUGAUUCGAUGCUACAUUCAGUAGCAUCAAUGCUUAUCAUCUCUACUGUUACUUUCAUCAAUCCCAUAUCUGUCAGUCAUGCGCAUCUCCCGGGAACCUGCGUCAAUCGACGAAUCGACGACCUUAUUUCAUAGUC